Messenger RNA from Penicillium crustosum, 909 nucleotides. RefSeq lists its product as uncharacterized. The record is from RefSeq and is a predicted model, not a curated record. Lineage: Eukaryota; Fungi; Ascomycota; Eurotiomycetes; Eurotiales; Aspergillaceae. The coding region runs from base 1 to 909 and encodes 302 amino acids. The transcript has 4 exons.
AUGCCGAUGUCCACUUUUGAUGUGAUAUCACGUCUUCAUGAAUUGCGGGCUCGUCUGAGGUCGGUUAGAGACAAAGCCCUCGUCUCCAACUUGAUUCGCGAAAUGAACGAAUCCCCCCAAAGCUACCCGAGUCUACCAAUUUCUUCGCUCGGACUCAAGGAGAUUCAACAGAUCCUCGGCUUGAGACAGAUGAAGGAAAACUCGGACACUGAACUGCAAGAUGUUCAACCAGUCUCUUUACCUGCCGAACUACGGAAACAUUUUUCGCGAAUCAGUCACGCUGUUGGUCGUGGACCGAAUACUGAGGCCCACAAUCGAUUCACGCUCAAUGAGUUGAUCUUCUAUGCGCAUGAACAUGUGCAGAAAUCUCGUUCCACCAAGAGCAACUCCAUAUAUGUACAGGCUGAACGUACGUGGAGUUAUGAGCCUGUUCGAUGGAAACGCAAACUGUGGAGUUUGAAGGGGCGGCCUGAUUAUUCUAUCUGGUAUGGCGCCGAAGAAGAGGUUUCCGUCAAUGUCAUUGCAAUCGAAGCAAAAUCUGAUUCUGGGUUUUCAUCGGGAAUCCCGCAAGUAUUGGGCUAUAUGGGCGCCGUGCAUCUUCAUAGAAAGCAGCAGAAAAAGCUGGAUUCUACUGUAUAUGGGGUAUCAGCCGACAAGUACAAUUUCUGGUUUGGAAAGCUGGGUGGAAAUUCACAGUGGACGCAACGAAUUGUGAUGGCUUAUGAAUCCAACUACGAAGCGGCGUACGGAAUCUUGAUUCAUAUGAUGAACAAAGCAACCACCAUCUCACCUUCGCAUUCUCAACUUCCGUCCACUCAAACGCAUUCGCACGAGAGUUCUAGAGAGUCCAGAAAAUCGAAGAUUAGCUUCCACGUGAAGGACAACGACGUUGCAAUGGAGGAUUUUUGA